Messenger RNA from Zingiber officinale, 2019 nucleotides. Its product is annotated as exocyst complex component EXO70B1-like. Lineage: Eukaryota; Viridiplantae; Streptophyta; Magnoliopsida; Zingiberales; Zingiberaceae. Gene Ontology annotation, cellular component: exocyst. The record is from RefSeq and is a predicted model, not a curated record. The transcript has a single exon. Bases 1 to 2019 code for a protein of 672 amino acids. Gene Ontology annotation, biological process: exocytosis. Gene Ontology annotation, molecular function: phosphatidylinositol-4,5-bisphosphate binding.
AUGGAGAGACUUCAAUCGUUCCCUCAACAAUUUGGCCUCGAAAUUGUACGCAAAGUCGAUCGCAGACUUUCGUUAGCAAACUUCAAGCUUGACAAGUACGAGAAGGAUAAGGCGAGAUUGCAACACGACAAGGUCAAGUCGAUAGAGGAAAAAGGUGAAGAGGUUAAUGAGGAGGAGGAGGAAGAGGAGGAGGAGGAGGACGGCGGUGUCGCUUCCCUGUGCGCCGAAAUAGAUGAUUUUGCUGGCAGAGUUGUCGAAGAGUCGCCGGAGGCGCCGUUGGUCUUCCCUCAAUCCGCCGUCAAGAAGUUUCUUGACCUCGCGGAGGAGACGGUGGAGAAGCAUGAGUCCGGCGAGUUCGGGAUAUUGGCGUCCCUCGAGAAUGGCGACCUCAGCCUUUUCAACAUCGUCGAUCGCUUGGUCAAGCUGACGUCGGCAGCGGGGGAUUUCACAUCGGCGAAAACAGAGCGCAAACGGGCGAUGAGCCGCGCAGGCUGCGUCGUCCACAGGGCGAUGUGCUUCCUCGAGGACGAGCUGUAUAUCCUCCUCGAUCAAGAUCCUAAAUUCAAGGUCGACCCGAACAGCACCCGAUCCAAGAGCAAGCGUCCGUCCUCCUUCGACCGCAACUCCGACUCGGCGGACCGGUGCUGCGCCCUGCCCUCGCCGGAGUCCAACUCCUUCCACCUCGCGCCGGAGAUGUUCGAGAGGCUGUGCCGCAUGGUGGGAUCCAUGUUCAACGCCGGGUACGCUACGGAGUGCUGCCAGGUGAUCGCGGUGGCGCGCCGGAACGCCUUCGACGCUGGCCUGUCCAGCCUCGGCUACGAGAUGCUCAGCAUUGACGACGUGGUGCGGCUGCCGUGGGACUCGCUAGAGAGAGAGAUCGCCACGUGGAUCCGAGUGUUCCGGCAAUCCGUGGAAGUCGUGUUCCCCCGUGAGCGGGAUCUCUGUUUCUCCGUCCUCGCCGGCCAAGAACCCAUCGCCCAAACCAUCUUCUAUGACCUCGUCCGCGGCGCCACCAUCCCGCUGCUCACCUUCGCGGAGGCCGUCUCCAUGACCAAACGCUCCGCGGAGAAGCUCUUCAAGGUGCUCGACGUGUACGAGACUCUACGCGACACGCAGCCCAAGAUCCACGCGCUCUUGCGAUCAAGGGCGUCGGAGGAACACAGCGAGGCGGAGCCGUCGUCUGCGUUGGACGAUCUCGAGACAGAGAUCGCGUCGUUGCGCGCCCGACUCGCAGAGGCGGCCGUGGCCAUCUUCUCCGAGCUGGAGAACUCGAUCAAGAACGACGCCGCGAAGACGCCGGUGCCGGGUGGCGCCGUCCACCCGCUCACCCAGUACUUGAUGAACUAUCUGAAGGACGCGUGCGAGUACAGGGGCACGAUGGAGAACAUCUUCAGGGAGCAGAAGAAUGGCGGCAACAACAACGACAACCAGUUCGUGAGCCAAUUGAUGGAGGUGAUGGAGAUGCUGCACGCGAACCUGGAGGGGAAGUCGAUACUGUACAAGGACCCGGCGCUGAGCAGCAUCUUCCUGAUGAACAACGGCCGGUACAUCAUGCAGAAGAUAAAGGCGUCGUCGGAGGUCCACAAGCUGCUGGGGGACGUGUGGAGCCGGAAGAGAUCGACGGAGUUGCGGCAGUACCACAAGAACUACCAGCGGGAGACGUGGUCGAGGGUGCUGGGGUGCCUCAAGGACGAGGGGCUGCAGGGGAAGGGGGGAGGCGGGGUGGCGAAACCGGCGCUGAAGGAUCGGUUCAAGAGCUUCAAUUCCAUGUUUGAGGAGAUCCACAAGGCGCAGUGCCUGUGGGUGGUCAGCGACGAGCAGCUGCAGUCGGAGUUGAGGGUGUCGGUGUCGGCGGUGGUGGUGCCGGCGUACCGGUCGUUCCUUGGGAGGUUCGCGCAGUACCUGGACCCGGGGAGGCAGACGGAGAAGUACAUCAAGUUCGGCCCGGAGGAGCUUGAGAAUUACAUCGACGAACUCUUCUCCGGCGACCCUUCCUCGUUGGUUGGCCGGAAGAAAUAA